Messenger RNA from Eruca vesicaria subsp. sativa (arugula), 3217 nucleotides. The record is from the annotation of a GenBank genome assembly. NCBI's taxonomy places the organism in Eukaryota, Viridiplantae, Streptophyta, Magnoliopsida, Brassicales, Brassicaceae.
GAAAUUCUUUUUAUAUGGAAAGUGGUGGUGGUGGUGGAGAUGGUGGUUUCUUACCCAAUUCUAGCUUUGGUACAUUCCCUGAGACGGCUAUGGAUAUGGAUUUCAUGGAAGAACUCUUCUUUGAUGGAUGUUGGCUUGAGACAACAGAUGGUAAGAGCUUGAAGCAGACAACUGGACAACCAGCUCCUAAUACUACCAACAUGAAUAAUAACAACAACAACUCUUUCCUUUAUGGCUAUCAAUUUGCUGAGAACCCUUCUCAGGAUCAUAUCUCCAACGAAGAUACAGGCAGAAAGUAUCCUCUAACACCAGGUUUCCUCAAGAUGGAAGAUCUCACCAAUCAGCCGAUGACUCAAGUAACUUUUGACCAGUCUUCAGCUAUGAGUUCAGCACAAGCAGAGAAGUUUCUCCUUGAAGAAACCGAGAGAGGUAGAAGAUGGUGGAUUGCUCCAAGAGCAAACCAAGGCCCUUCUUCAUCUGUGAAAGAUAGACUAGUACAAGCUAUAAACGGUCUUAAGGUGCAGGAAAAAGACUUCCUCAUACAGAUAUGGGUGCCAAUUCAACAGGAGGGCAAGAACUUCCUUACCACUUUGGAGCAGCCACACUUCUUCAACCCAAAAUACUCAAGCCUCAAAAGAUACAGAGAUGUCUCAGUGUCUUAUAACUUCUUGGCUGAUGAAGACUCCAAGGAGUCUGUAGGUCUCCCUGGCCGUGUGUUCCUUGGGAAGUUACCCGAGUGGACACCUGAUGUCCGGUUCUUCAGAAGUGAAGAGUAUCCACGCAUCAAAGAUGCACAGAGAUGUGAUGUCCGUGGUUCAUUAGCCCUUCCUGUGUUUGAAAGUGGUAGUGGAACUUGUUUGGGUGUUGUUGAGAUUGUUACAACAACUCAGAAGAUGAAUUACAGACCUGAACUUGAGAAUAUCUGUAAAGCUCUUGAGGCUGUUAAUCUAAGAAGUUCAGCAAACUUGAAAUCUCCAAGUAGUGAGUUUCUGCAAGUUUAUAAACAAUUCUACUGUGCUGUAAUACCUGAGGUAUCAGUCUUUUUGACAUCAGUCUGCAGAUCCUAUGAUCUGCCUCUGGCUUUAACGUGGGCACCGUGUGCUAGGCAAGGUAGAGGUGGAUCCAGACAUUCUGAUGAGAACUUCUCAGAGUGUGUUUCAACUCUAGAUUCUGCAUGCUUUGUUCUAGACCAACAGAGUCAUAACUUCCAAGAGGCAUGCUCUGAACACCAUCUCCUUCAAGGGGAAGGCAUUGUGGGAAAAGCCUUUAAAUCUACCAAACUGUUUUUUGUACCUGAAGUAACUACUUUCAGCAAAACAAACUACCCUCUUGCACACCAUGCUAAGAUCUCUGGCCUACAUGCCGCUUUAGCAGUCCCUUUGAAAAACAAAUUCAAUGGUUCGGUUGAGUUUGUGUUGGAGUUUUUCUUUCCCAAAACUUGCCUUGACACUGAAGCGCAGCAAGAGAUGCUCAAGUCACUGUCUGUGACACUGCAGAAUGAUUUCAGGAGCUUGAAUCUUGUCAUUGACAAAGAGCUAGAGCUUGAAGUGGUGUUUCCCGUUAGAGAGGAGCUGCUUUUCUCGGAGAAUCCACUUGUUGAUAAAGAGACAGGAGAGAGUCUGAAACCUCUGCCUUUGGAAGAGAUCUCUCAAGAAGAUUCCUCAUGGAUCUCACACAUGAUAAAUGCUAACGAGAAGGGUAAAGGAGUGUCUCUAUCAUGGGAGUACCAGAAAGAAGAGCCAAAAGAAGAGUUCAUGCUGACAUCUGGCUGGGACAAUGGUCACACUAGCUUUCUUGCAGAUGCUGAGCAGUUUCAUAAGGCUUCAAACUCAGGACUUAGACUUGACACUGAUCCAAGUUUUGAUUCAGCUUCCUUUGGUGUGGGGCAAACAUUGUUAGGAAGUAGAAGACCAGGUGAAAAGAGAAGAACAAAGACAGAAAAGACAAUAGGUUUAGAAGUUCUUAGACAAUACUUUGCAGGAAGCCUCAAAGAUGCAGCCAAGAGCAUUGGUGUUUGUCCAACCACCUUGAAAAGAAUAUGUAGGCAGCAUGGGAUAACAAGAUGGCCUUCAAGGAAGAUCAAGAAAGUGGGGCACUCAUUAAAGAAACUCCAACUUGUGAUAGACUCUGUUCAAGGUGUUCAAGGCUCUAUACAACUUGACUCAUUCUACACAAGUUUCCCUGAACUAAGCUCUCCACAUGUAUCUGGUUCUGGUACUGGUACUGGCACUUCCUUCAAGACCAAUGACCAGCCAAGUCAUCUGAAUGCUCAAACCGAGAACGGUGUUUCAGUACAGGGAAAUGGCGUGGCUCCAACCUCACCACCACCAUCAUCUUCUUGUAGCCACAGCUCUGGUUCAAGCACAUGCUGCUCCACUGGAGCUAAUCAAAGCACCAACACUGCAAACACCUCAAACACUAUAUCCACCCUGAUGGCUGAAAAUGCUGGAGCAAUCUUGAAGAGAGCUCGUAGUGAGGUAAGACUUCGUACCGUGAACCAGGAGGAAACUAAGUCCCUCUCUAGAACACUUAGCCAAAGAGCAUUCACUGAGCAUCCUCUUUUGAGUAAUCUACCUCGGUUACCAGAGAGUCGUAGCAGGAGCUUGAAAGCUGAAGGCGCAUCUAAAGUCAAAGCCACGUUCGGUGAGGCCAAAGUACGGUUUACUUUGCAUCCAACAUCAGGAUUCAGAGAGUUGCAACAAGAGAUUGCUAGGCGUUUUAACAUAGAAUUAACUAAUAUUGCGACCUUUGAUCUUAAAUACCUGGAUGAUGACAAAGAAUGGGUUCUUCUGACGUGUGAAGCGGAUCUUGAGGAAUGUAUCGACAUUUAUAGAUCAUCAAAGAGCCGCACCAUCAAGAUUAGCGUUCAUGAAGCUUCUCAAGCCAAGCUGGGUGGCUCUUUUGGUAGCACUGGUCCUGUUCCUUUGCUAUAAGCAUUCAGGUAAGGCUGCAUGUUCCUAAAAACACAAGAACAAGAAGAUGAUUUUUCUACUAAUUUAAUAGUGUUUUAGUUACUCACCAUUUUAUAGACUGGGGCAUCGUUUGUAAACAUAUUUUCAGUUUUGCAAGAAGUAGUAGUGUACUGGUUUUCUGCAUCGGCUUAGCAGUUUUUUUUUGUAUAAUAAGGCGAUUGCAUACCAGGAACAUGCUUAUUAUGUAUUUUAUUUUCUGUACAUCAUUUGUCAUUUGGAUUCUACUAAGCUUAGCAAGUAUGUUG